AUGGGCGUAGGAAUGCAGGCACUGGAGCAGCAGGUUCAGCUCUUUGGCGAGCUCACCUCGCUGACGGAGCGCGGGAGCUUGAGCGAUGCCGAGGCGCUCUGCUUGUACAACUGUUUUGCGCGGACGCAGGACACGUUCAACACGGUCGGCGAGUAUGUCCAGAGCGAGGCGCAGCGUAUGGCCGCAGAGAACCAGUGA
Thecamonas trahens ATCC 50062 is the source of this 198-nucleotide messenger RNA. RefSeq lists its product as uncharacterized. The record is from RefSeq and is a predicted model, not a curated record. The transcript is spliced from 2 exons. Lineage: Eukaryota; Apusomonadida; Apusomonadidae. Bases 1 to 198 code for a protein of 65 amino acids.